Anopheles aquasalis is the source of this 1855-nucleotide messenger RNA. RefSeq names its product VhaAC45-related protein (gene VhaAC45RP). Gene Ontology annotation, cellular component: proton-transporting V-type ATPase complex. Gene Ontology annotation, molecular function: ATPase activator activity. The record is from RefSeq and is a predicted model, not a curated record. NCBI's taxonomy places the organism in Eukaryota, Metazoa, Arthropoda, Insecta, Diptera, Culicidae.
UGUCGCCCGAGUGGUGGUAUACGUUGAUACUGAAUUCUUUACCAAGCUCGAUUGAUUUUAAUUGGCGAGCGCUAGGACGCCGGAAUUGAUUUCAACAUCCUCGUCCCAGCCUGUGUGGUUUCGGUGGCGUAGAGCAGAGUGAUAAUCGCGAAAUAUGCUACCUCGGGUGCAGCUGUUGGCAGUGGCCGUGAUAGUGGGUGCGCUGGUGCAAGGCUCGUACGCUUACUACAGUGGACCAUUUCUAUUCUGGGGAUUGAGUGAGCUGAAAGAUUUGCAAACGCCUGGCGCACUGGCCGAGCUGGAUGACAAGGUGCUGCGGGAUCUUUACUCGAAUGCGGCCGCCGUCGUCAUUUUCCUGCGUAACGGGACGACCAAACUGUCGGAGGACAGUUUUCCCGCAUUCAAGCGCAUUCUCGACAAGCACGAGUACGUCUACAGCCCCCAGCAAAUGCUGGGUUCUAACCCUCUCGACUAUAACGUUAACGCUGAGAUAAUCAACCUAGUCGGCGCACCGUCACAGCAAGAUGUGGAACUUUCCGCCUUGUUCCGUGAUUCGGCGGAAAACUACGGUGACCGCAAGGUGUUGGGCAUUCUGGCGAACCAGCUCGAGGAACCGCACGUGCUCCAGAAGCGUGAGGCCAAAGCGCGGGAAGACUUCUCCACCAGCACCACCCCUGGCAGCCCUACCGAGGAACCGGAAAUUGCCGACUCAAAGUAUUACGUGCCCGGUAAGGUCAUCCUGGUCGUCUCCACUCCACCGGUGCUGAAGAUGCUGAACGAUUCCGAUGAGGUGGAAACGUCCUACGUUCUCAGCGAGCACACGCUGGCCACGUACGAUGCCCGCGAACGCGAAAGCAAACUGAUCGUGACGUUCAAGGUGGAAGAUUCCAUCAAGCUGACUCUCAAAUUCCGCUUCGACAUGGAUUCCGGCUACUGGUCCAUGUCCAAGGUGGACGUGUUUGUGAUGGACACCAAGAACAAGGACGCCAAGUCGCUCGAUACGACGCUCGAGCUGGAGGGUAAGGCACCGUACGCUCCACUCGGUGCCUCAUACGCCUGCUCCCGACAGCUUGUUUUCCGUAAUGGCACAACGGUUCUUACGCUGGAGAACAUACAGGUACAACCGGCCAUGGAGGGAAAGACGAAGUUCGACAGCGCCUGGGACUGCAUCGGGUUCACCACGGCACCGAUCUUGUCCGGUCUGUUCAUAACCACGAUUAUGCUGGCCGGGUUAACCGUGGCGAUCAUUGCGAUACUGGACAUCAAACCACCGAACCGGUUCGAGUCGCGCACCGGCAAGCAGUUGACAUUCACCGUACAGGAGUAAGGUGUCCAAGGCGAGGUCCCGGGAUUCCAGAGUGUCCACGGAGUUAUCAGUCUACACAGUCUGCCGAAUGGAGCGCAGAGAUCCUUUCUCCGGGAACCAGUGGAACGAGCUGCAGGGCGUGAAGGAGGUUACACCGAUCAACCAACAUCAUGGACCCCCAAUGAAACGAGGAGGGCACAGUAGAUCGGGGACAGUAGAUAUAGAGGAUGGCACCGGGGCCGCACAAGAUAUUAGCCGCAACAAAACUGAAAUACUCGAAACCUGAAUUCCAUUCCGGUAGUUCACUCGUUUGAGAUUCGCGUUAUCUAGGGAGGUUCGCGGGAGUAUUAAGCUUAACGCUGGCUGGCUUGGUGGACGUUGUGUAACGAGCAGCAUCAAUCAGUGGUCGGCGAUCGUGUGUUAGGACCAUAAAGCUGAACAUCGCGGAAGAAGACGAACCAGAAUGUAAAUGUGUGUAUUCCGAAUAGCUUAAACGGGGCAAUAAAUAUCUUCAACUCGACUUUAGGUGCUCCUCCGAGCCCAUGGAUG